UCUCGGCCCAAAUCCCCCACUUCUGCUCUGAGGUUGCCAGAAAUUCGGAGAGUGGUUCUCAUUUUUUUUCAUAUCUUCUGUAAUUGAAUUAUUAUGCUUUUCUUCUUUCUUUUUUGUGUGUCCCUAAAUGGUCUCUCUUCUGGUAUUCGAUUUCGAAAUUUGAGCAACCCCAAACUCUGAUUCAUACAGAAUAUUAACUCUCUCUCUCUCUCUCUCUCUCUCUCUCUCUCUCUCUCUCUCUCUCUCUCUCUCUCUCUGUACUAAUGGCGGCUACAUUCUUGAAAGCCCAUGUAGACUUUCAUCUGUCUAAAGAGAAAAAACAAGAAGGGGCUAAAAAAUCGCCCCCCAAUCCUUCAUGGUAUUGCCCUGAAACAGGAAUAUACCGCAGCAUAUACCCAUCUCUCAAUUUACCAUCCGACCCUUUUCUUGAUGUUGUCUCCUUCAUCUCUUCACAAAACCAAACCGGCGGGAAUCACGCGCUAAUCGAUUCCUCAACCGGUCUCUCACUUUCUUACACCACACUCUUCUCAUUGGUCAAAUCAUUUGCAUCUGGUCUGCACCACAGCAUUGGUGUCAAGCAAGGUGAUGUAAUCUUGAUUCUGCUGCCGAAUUCCGUUUUCUUCCCCGUCGUUUUCUUGGCUGCUUUGAGUGUUGGAGCGGUCGUAACCCCAAUGAACCCUUUGAGCAGUUUGUCGGAGAUCAAGAAACAGGUUCUCGAUAGCAGCGCGUCCCUCGCGUUUACCCUCGUGGGUAAAGUCGAUGAAUUGGUUGGUUCGUUGGGAGGAGGUUGCCGUGUGAUCGGAGUGCCGGAGGAUAUGUUCGAUUUCGACUCUCUGCGUAGCGAUGGUUCGGUUUUCGGUGAGCUUGUUUCGAGCGAUCCUAGUUUGGCUCCUAGGCCUAGAAUCGCGCAAAACGACACCGCGGCGAUUUUGUACUCGUCGGGCACUACGGGCAGGGCUAAAGGAGUUAUGCUUACGCACGGCAACUUUAUAGCGAUGAUGGUGCUUUUCGUGAGAUUCGAAGCUUCGAUGUACGAUUAUCCUAGUACGGAGAACGUGUACUUGGCGGUUGUGCCUAUGUUUCAUGUGUACGGUUUGUCUCUCUUUGUUAUGGGGUUGUUGUCUUUGGGGUGUACUAUUGUCACAAUGAAGAAAUUCGGUGCCAAUGAAAUGGCGACAGCUGUCGAGAGAUACGGUGUCACUCAUCUUCAUGCUGUGCCGCCUUUAGUGGCGGAGUUGGUGAGACGAGCAAAGAGAGAUGGUUCGUGUAAUAGUUUCCGGAGCUUGAAACAAGUUUCUUGUGGGGCCGCCCCGUUGAGCGAAAACAGCAUCAACGAAUUCAAAGAAACGUUUCCUCGCGUCGAUUUUAUUCAGGGCUAUGGAAUGACAGAGACGACAGCUGUGGGGACUCGCGGCUAUAAUACGAUCGAGGCUCGGAAAUAUUCUUCUGUGGGGCUUUUGUCUCCGAAUGCCGAGGGUAAAGUGGUAAAUUGGGUCACCGGUGCUCAUUUGCCGCCAGGUUCCGUCGGCGAGCUGUGGUUGCACACACCUGGAAACAUGAAAGGGUAUCUAAAUAAUAUCGAGGCAACUAUGGCAACAAUCGAUAAAGACGGUUGGCUGCAUACUGGAGACAUCGUUUAUUUCGAUAACGAAGGAUACUUAUACGUAAUCGACCGAUUGAAAGAGAUCAUCAAGUACAAGGGUUUCCAGGUUGCUCCUGCUGAUUUGGAGGCAGUGCUAAUGUCGCAUCCGGAGGUACUCGAUGCAGCAGUAAUCGGUGCAAGGGACGAAGAAGCCGGUGAAAUACCGGUGGCAUUUGUUGUCCCGAAAGAGGGUAGUUCGAUCUCUCAGGCAGCUCUACUCGACUUUGUAGCCAAACAGGUUGCGCCGUAUAAGAAGGUGAGAAAGGUUCAUUUUCGAGCUUCGAUUCCAAGAUCAGCUGCCGGUAAAAUUCUUCGACGGGAGCUGAGGAACUUGUUACCUUCAAGGCUUUAAGUCCUAUAUAUAUAUAUAUAUAUAUAUAUAUAUAUAUAUAUAUAAUUAAUUCAAGAAGGUGAGAAAGGGUCAAAUCCCAGAUCAGCUUCUUAUCCACAAGAACUUCAAUGGGUGCAAAAAAUCACAAUAAAUAUUGUCAAUAAUUUUAUUCUUUAUUUAUUUAUUUUAUUUCAAAUUAAUUAAAUGUCAACAACCAAGAAAUUUCAAUACAGAUCAGGAAAAUGUAUUACAGAAUGACUUUUUCUUUCUUAGAAAAAGUCAAUCGAAAACGAAAAA
Messenger RNA from Erythranthe guttata (spotted monkey flower), 2270 nucleotides. RefSeq names its product AMP-dependent synthetase and ligase family protein. NCBI's taxonomy places the organism in Eukaryota, Viridiplantae, Streptophyta, Magnoliopsida, Lamiales, Phrymaceae. The record is from RefSeq and is a predicted model, not a curated record. Gene Ontology annotation, biological process: ubiquinone biosynthetic process. Gene Ontology annotation, cellular component: peroxisome. Gene Ontology annotation, molecular function: CoA-ligase activity.